AUGGUUAUACUUCAAUGUUUUUUGUUCUUUACCAGGGCUGAGCUCAACAUAAGACCAUGGGAAACAACAUUAAAUAAUAUAAAAGGAGGCAACAAGAUAGUGCAAUGGAAAGAUAGGGUACCCUAUGCUUUUUGGAAGGGCAACCCUGCAGUGUCUAAUAUUAGGAAGCAACUCGGCAAGUGCAACGUCACAGAAGAACAUGAUUGGAAUGCAAGAAUAUAUGACAUUCAAUGGCAGAAGGAGAAACAAAGCAAUUUCGAGAACUCAAAACUUGAAAAUCAAUGCAACUUUAGAUAUAAGAUCUAUGCAGAAGGGGCCACGUGGUCUGUGAGUGAAAAGUACAUAAUAGCAUGUGACUCAAUGACCAUGUUCAUAGAGCCAAAGUAUUAUGACUUCUUUACAAGAAACAUGUUACCUUUGAAACACUAUUGGCCUAUCAGCACCAAAAACAUGUGCGAAGACAUUAAGUAUGCAGUGGAUUGGGGAAAUACUCACCUUGACAAUGCACAAGCAAUUGGAGAUGGAGGAACUAACUACAUCUUGGAGAAUUUAAAGAUGAAGUUUGUGUAUGAUUACAUGUUUCAUCUCUUAAAUAGUUAUGCAAAACUAUUGAAAUUCAAACCAACCAUACCCCCAGGAGCUGUUGAGUUUUGUCCUGAAAGCAUGGCAUGUUCCCUCCGUGGUCUAAGGAAACGAUUUUUUGGUAAAAGAACUUUAAGGUGUAUCGAGUUUUACCUACACCAAACAAAAGUAGGUAUAGAUUUUUGA
Molecule: messenger RNA, 768 nt
Organism: Cajanus cajan (pigeon pea)
Lineage: Eukaryota; Viridiplantae; Streptophyta; Magnoliopsida; Fabales; Fabaceae
Source: RefSeq, a predicted model, not a curated record